This is a messenger RNA of Exophiala viscosa, 573 nucleotides long. RefSeq lists its product as uncharacterized. The coding region runs from base 1 to 573 and encodes 190 amino acids. The transcript has a single exon. Lineage: Eukaryota; Fungi; Ascomycota; Eurotiomycetes; Chaetothyriales; Herpotrichiellaceae. The record is from RefSeq and is a predicted model, not a curated record.
AUGGCACGACCCUUCCAGCCUCGUGCGGUCGGAUUCACCACGAAUACAACACCCUAUAUCCAUCCUAGACAGGACGACGGCUCGGGUUCUCAUUCCAGAGGGUUUUGGGUUGGUGUGGCCUUCUUUCUGGUCAUCACGCUGUCACUGGUGCUGAGAUCCUCCUACCUUGCGGAUACGUACCGGUUUCGGCGCUGGAGAGCCUGCCUGGGACUUCAUCCAGCAAACCAACCUCCCAUAAUUCACGGCCCAAGUCCCGACUGGCGGUUUACGACUAUCAAGCGGCCCGAAGCUGCCUAUAUUGGGUGGAGCUCUAGCGACACUCUACCUUUAUACGAGCCUACAAGCAACUUCAGCACCGAAGUUCUCGCGGCGCUGAUGAGAUUCGGUGUCCAGCCGGGAAAACGUUCGCCUUCAUACCGGUCGAGACUGACCUGGGAUCUGGAGGCGGCUGUUGGCGAAGGCUUGGUGGAACAGAAUCGCAAACGUACACUUCAGCCGUCGCCCGAGCAGAUCGAGAUCGAUCGUCAGAAGAGUGGUGCGAAGAACAGGGCCAUCACAGAGUCGUCCAGCUGA